Molecule: messenger RNA, 1332 nt
Organism: Polychytrium aggregatum
Lineage: Eukaryota; Fungi; Chytridiomycota; Chytridiomycetes; Polychytriales
Exons: 4
Coding region: 1-1332 (443 amino acids)
Biological process (GO): inositol metabolic process; inositol phosphate biosynthetic process
Cellular component (GO): cytosol
Molecular function (GO): diphosphoinositol pentakisphosphate kinase activity; inositol hexakisphosphate kinase activity; 5-diphosphoinositol pentakisphosphate 1-kinase activity
Source: RefSeq, a predicted model, not a curated record
AUGAAGACCCUCCUGUCGCAUCUCGAACACACUUCCAACUAUGAGAUCAUCACUUUCCCGGAAAAGACGAUCCUCAAUGAGCCGAUAGAAUCCUGGCCCCGUGUACACUUCCUGAUCACCUUCCACUCCUCGGACUUUCCCCUCCACAAGGCCGUCGCCUACGUGCGUCUGCGCAACCCCUACGUCCUCAACUCGCCCAUGUACCAACAUCUCCUGCUGGAUCGCCGUGUCGUUCUUGCCAUCCUGGACUCGCUCAACAUCCCGACCGUACCCCGGAUCGCCAUCAAUCGGGCCGGCUCGCAGAGCAUCCCCAGUUACGACGCCGAUAUCGUCCAGGAAGUCCUCGAAAAGUUUGGCGUGGAUGUUUCAGUCUCAUCGUCGCUGUUCUCGCCCUCGACUUUGCCAAGCAAGGACGGCCCAAUCCUUGCCGACGGCAUGCUGACGCCGGAGCCCAUGUGUCGACCCUUUGUCGAAAAGCCCGUCAACUCGGAAGACCAUAACGUCCACGUCUACUUUAAAAACAACCAGGGCGUCCAGAAGCUCUUCCGCAAGGUCAAGAACCGCUCGAGCGCUCACUCGGAAAACUGCAGCAUCCGCACCGUAGGCUCGUAUGUCUAUGAGCAGUAUCUGUUUCCCGACAACGCCGUCGAUGUCAAGGUCUAUGCUGUUGGCGAGCACUACGUCCAUGCCGAAACCCGCAAAUCGCCCGUCAUUGACGGCGUCGUCGAGCGGACCCCGGAUGGCAAGGAGAAGCGCGUCGUCACAGCCCUGACCCCCGAGGAGACCGAGAUUGCCCGUCGCCUGACGCUGGCCUUUGAGCAAACGGUGUGUGGAUUCGAUCUCCUGCGCGUCAACGGCAAGUCGUACGUGAUCGACGUCAACGGCUGGUCGAUGGUCAAGGGCUCGGACGAAUAUGCCGCCAACUGGACCAAGGUCGUCGACCGCCUGUUCACCCAGGCCAUCGACAAGGGCCUGAUUCCGUCGCUGGUCCCGACGGACUCGGUGCGUGUGCCUGUUCCGCGGGCGCUGAGAGACGACGCCUCGAGCUCCUCCAACGGCGCGCGGUCCAGCCCCUUCUCGAUACCAAGGCCCCCUCUGCCGCAUCGCAAGAGCUUCAGCGCCAUCGCCCAGCCCCUGAUCAACGUCUUCAACAAGCCCAUGGAGCUCCUCGGCCGCCGCCACAGCUGUGACUCGGCCCUCGUGGUGCCCUUUCAAAACGGCCCCGAGCCCAAGCCUAGCAACCCGCCGCUGCUGCCCAGGCGGCGGUCGAUCAUCCCGCGCCCGCCUUACUUCAACAGAAAGCGUCAAAAGACGACGCCUCCAUUUUUUUGA